Molecule: messenger RNA, 1188 nt
Organism: Penicillium coprophilum
Lineage: Eukaryota; Fungi; Ascomycota; Eurotiomycetes; Eurotiales; Aspergillaceae
Product: AP-2 complex subunit sigma
Exons: 8
Coding region: 1-1188 (395 amino acids)
Biological process (GO): protein transport; clathrin-dependent endocytosis
Cellular component (GO): AP-2 adaptor complex; intracellular membrane-bounded organelle
Molecular function (GO): clathrin-cargo adaptor activity
Source: RefSeq, a predicted model, not a curated record
AUGCCGGUCUAUAUGCUCCACGGCUUCCGCUGGCCCCGCGCCGGGUUCACAGGGAUCCGCGUGUACAUCGUACUCCACAACUUGGAAGAAGCAGCUGCGGAAUACAUACAGCAACCGUUGACGACAGAGCUCCUCGCAGAAUCCUUCCACAAGACACAAGCGGACCUCGUGAAUCGUCUGCCGGAGCUGUCGUUUAUCGAGCAGUAUGACCCCGCCGACGAGAGCAGUGGCACUGUCAGCCAGGACUAUGCGUAUAUUUCAACGCGGGUUCUGGAAAUUCCGGAGGAUGGGAGUGGUGGUGGAGAGAAUCUUGAGAAUUGCGUGGAAAAGGGAUCCGGGUUGACGGAUGACCAGAUGGCGGCGCUGGAGCAAUUGCGCGACCGUCUAGCGCCUGGCGAGAAGAUCGGCUGGUAUCUUGUUUAUAAUGGGGAUCCUGAACGGUGGUUUCCUGAUUCUGAAGACGAGGAUUACGAAUCUGAGGAGGAUUCUGAGGAGGAAAGCCAGCCUCGGGGAGAGAGUCAGGUCCAAAGCCAGAGGGAGAGCAGGAGUAGUUUCGCACAAACUGCUAGUCCACAGAGCUAUACGAUGGUUGCUAAUGGAAUAUUCCUAGACUCGUCUGACGAGAUUUUGGAAUCGGAUGAGCUCGGGAGCCUGACUACAGAGCGCGGAGAACACCCAAAGCUUGUCGCAACACUCCCCCCGAGUGGUUUCAUAAAUGCUGUCCAGGUAACAUCCUGGCUUUUGAUUGCAAUGGUUCUCUCAUUUAUUCUGGUUCAGAAUCGCCAGGGGAAAACGCGCCUGGCGAAAUGGUAUUCACCAUACAGUGAUGAAGAGAAAGUCAAAUUGAAAGGCGAGGUCCAUCGCCUCGUCGCUCCCCGAGAUCAGAAAUACCAGUCCAAUUUUGUUGAGUUCCGCCGGAGUACGAAGGUCAUCUACCGAAGAUAUGCCGGCUUGUUCUUUUGCGUCUGCGUCGAUGCGAACGACAACGAGUUAGCCUAUCUCGAGGCUAUCCAUUUCUUUGUUGAAGUGCUGGACCAAUUCUUUGGCAAUGUGUGCGAGUUGGAUUUAGUCUUCAAUUUCUACAAGGUCUAUGCCAUCCUGGACGAAGUCUUUCUCGCAGGCGAGAUUCAAGAGACAAGCAAGCAGGUUGUUCUCACGCGAUUGGAACACCUGGAUAAGUUGGAGUAG